Molecule: messenger RNA, 2608 nt
Organism: Oncorhynchus kisutch (coho salmon)
Lineage: Eukaryota; Metazoa; Chordata; Actinopteri; Salmoniformes; Salmonidae
Gene: saxo6
Product: Mdm1 nuclear protein
Exons: 15
Coding region: 138-2309 (723 amino acids)
Biological process (GO): negative regulation of centriole replication
Molecular function (GO): microtubule binding
Source: RefSeq, a predicted model, not a curated record
GCUUUGCCAAGGCAACUCAAAGCCGCUGCUGUAACCGUCCAGAUACCUUGUAACUUCACUUUACAACAAUAACAAUCUAGCUGGAAAACACAGACACAGUUCUCCCAAACACCUGCAGAAUUUUAACCAACAGAAAAAUGCCACUACAUUUCAAGGGCAUCAGUGAGUACAAGAAGAAAUUUAAAGACCGAGUCGCUACCCGCUCCAGAAGCGCCUCUCCUCAGCGACGGAUGCGCUUAGCUGGACUUCGAUCUGACCAGAUGGGUAUCAGUCGAGAGCCUCAGUUUCUGUCCAAGAGGAAGGUGCCCUCCUCCCACUCGCCCCAGGUGUCCAGCUCCUUCCAAUGGAACCCCACCACCACAGAGCCCCCACAGAGACGAGAUGAGACCCCCAGACCUGGUACCUCUCCCCUGGCUCCUACCCCAGAGAGAGUCCACACCCCUCUGGCCCCUAGGGGUCCCCCUCCUCCAGGGGACCCCCAACGAGGCCCGACCACUCUUCAGGGCCAGACUCACACCCGGAGCCCCCUGGCUACUGUAGAGAGACAGGACCAAGCUUUCAAUGGGGUGGACUAUGUGUUGAGGAGGAAGGCAGGGCUGAAGUCGUCUGGACAGAGGACCGGACUACAGAACUCAGAGUACAGGAAACAGUUUCCGUGGAAGACACCUGUAGCUGGCCACGCCUCCCCACUGCUGGCUGCAGAGCAGAUGCUGUACACCAGCCACCGUUCCAUCCCUCCUUUCAAGUCUAACCCGGUGGUGGUGUUGGAGAGCGAGUACAGCAGGAACUUUAAAGCCUCUCCACCUCCCAGAGGACCACGGCUACGCAGCGAUGUAGACCAGGUGCCUCUGUUCCAGAGAGAGAACGUUUCACCCGAGAAAGCAUCAAAGAGGAAGAAGAAGAGGGAAGAGAGAGAGAGAAAGUCCAGCAUCGUAGAGGAGAACAUUCCACUUCCACAGCCUCGGGAGCAGCUGGCGGACCAGGAAGUGAAGUCACACAGCCCCCAGAAGGCACAUCUUCCCCACAGAAAGGUGAAAUCAGAGUAUAAUGCCAACUUCCGCUCUCCACUGAACUACAUAUACAAGGACGGCGCCUGGGUCAAGGCUUCCACAGUAGGAGAGGAGGGGCGUGACAGUCAGCAUAGUCACGUUUGGUAUCACGAGGUGCGAGAGCUUCGUAAGAAGGCGGAGGCCUACAGACAGAGGGCGUGGGGGACCCAUUUCUCCCGCCUCCACCUCAACCAGAUCCUGUCGGACCAGAACCAGCUGUGGGAGGCCUCCACCCCUUCCUCCUCUAACCUCAGCUCUGGGACAGGUUCUGGGGACGGGGAGGAAGACAGGAGUCCUACCCCCCAGGCUCUGGAGCUCGCUAGGGUUGACAGUAGCUCCAGCUCCGUAGUCGGACCCCCUCCCCUCACCCCCGUGUCCAGUAGAAGGAGCUCCACCCGGGGGGCUGGGGACACAGCAGACCCCCCUGGUCACCCUAACCCUGGAGCCCUUAACCUACCUGUUCAGAGGAGACUAGCCUGGGAGGAGGAGACAGGGGCUGGGGGUGGAACGGGGGAGGAGAGAGAGGAAGAGGAGGACAAGGAGAGAAGGGAUGAGAGAAAGGAGAGAAAGGAUGAACUGAGGGUGCUGGACCAUCGUUCGUCGUCUGUAGCAGGCUCCCACAGGUCCAGAGAGGGUGGCAGGAUGCCCACACCCACACUGCAAAGGAUCGCUACUGUUCAGAGAACUCACCACGACCUGACGACUCCAGCCACUGGAGGUGCUAUCCUGGUGUCUCCUCCUAAGAUGGAGGCUAACGGUUGGGCGAAGAGAAGUGAACCUCCAUUGGGUAAAACCCGUUCCCCAUUUAAACCCCUCUCUCUGGCCUCGCCACAACGAGCAGCCAGACAGAAUGAGGAGCGGAACCAUCCCCAGUCCUCUCCUGCAGCAGGGGUGACUACUGUGGACCCCCUCCCCCUGAGAGAGGACUCCUGGUCGGGGGAGACCUCUCCGGAGAACCCCCCUGAUCCUCCACCGGAGGCCAAACCCUCCCGUAAACGCACUACCAGCGGACAACCCGACGCCACCGUCCCUGUUAACCGCAUCCAGGGGACGCUCAGAGACCCAGAGUUCCAACAUAACGGUAAUUUAGGCCUGAGGACGUCUGAGCUGCUGCUGUGUCCUGGUGGUGGCUGUGGAACUGAUAAUGAAGAUGACAGGAUGUCCCAGAUCUCAUCCAGGUCAGCAGCGUCCUGCUCUAUGGCCUCCCAGGUCCUGGACCGAGCCCAGAGGAGGAAGGACCACUUCUGGGGGAAGAGAUGAAAGGAAGCACUGCCCCCCCCUCACAGUGCAUUCCAAAUGGAACCCUAUUCCCUAUGUAGUGCACUACUGUUAAGAGGAGGAAGAAUGACUUCUGGGGGAAGAGAUAACAGGAAGCACUGUCCCCCCCUCACAAUGCAUUCCAAAUGGAACCCUAUUCCCUAUGUAGUGCACUACUGUUAAGAGGAGGAAGAAUGACUUCUGGGGGAAGAGAUAACAGGAAGCACUGACCCCCCCCCCCCCUCACAAUGCACACCAGACUACUAGACUGAAUCUGGGUUGAUAUAACCAGACUACUAGAC